Molecule: messenger RNA, 690 nt
Organism: Serendipita indica DSM 11827
Lineage: Eukaryota; Fungi; Basidiomycota; Agaricomycetes; Sebacinales; Serendipitaceae
Source: the annotation of a GenBank genome assembly
AUGGUCCUUCGUGUAGAGCUUCCCCUCUCGAGACCGGGUGAUCUAUCGAUCAAACGAGCCCUUUUAGUCAAUCAGGAUCGUCUGGCAGGAUGGGCAGACAUUUAUGGCUUAUCUAAACGGAUACAAGCUCACCAUUCAACAAGAUUGCUAAUCCAACAGAAUACGUCUACAAGAGCGCAGGUUUUCCAAGCAUAUGUUGGUGGAUUGUUCGAGCAGGCCGAAUACAAUCUUGGGCCAAUAGAAGAUUGGUUGGGUCACGUCGUAGAGACUGCGCUAAAGGAGAUACUUGCAAUGGAGAAGGCUGAAGACGACCUUUCUGACGCGUUCAGUAAGACAGCAGUGAAGGAUGAAGACCGUCCAUUCCCUUUAUCUCGAAACUCAUCGCUGUCACCAUAUCAAAGCAAACCCUCCUCACAUCCUUCAUCCACAAACCAAACAAAGACAUCUACUUUGCCGAAGACUCCUGUGCGGGUAGGAGCGUUGGCUCUAUUCAACCAGAGAUGCCAACAAGAGAAGCUGGUUCCCAGCUGGUGUUGCACACAAGAGGGCGAACCACACGCUCCAACGUUUACAGUCACCAUCAAAUUGCCGCCGUCCAACACCCCAAUAGGCGAAGGUAUUGGGGUAACAAAGGCUGAAGCAAAGGCAAGGGCCGCGGAACAAGCAUUGAGGGAGAUGCAUUGGGCAUAA